Molecule: messenger RNA, 1598 nt
Organism: Ectocarpus sp. CCAP 1310/34
Lineage: Eukaryota; Phaeophyceae; Ectocarpales; Ectocarpaceae
Source: the annotation of a GenBank genome assembly
AUGGUGCGUAGAAAGGAAGUGCUACAAGCAGCCGCGGCGCUUGCGUGUUGGCAGAACCACGUUCGUGUCGGCCCUAAUCUGGCAAGUGCUUUCGUCCGCCAUCUCUCAGUGAAAGAGCUCCUUGGUUCUUGCCGCCGACACCGCCGCACUUCACCAACAACAACAACCGGCAGACUUCUCACGCCAAGACCACCACCACCACGAAGCGGUGUGUGCCUGUCGGAAGAUGGGGCAGCAGAUAGCUUAGGAAACGGGGAAAACGGCAACGAUGUCGACAACAACGGCAGCAGCAGCAGCAGCAGCAGCAGCAGCAGCAGCAGCAGCAGCAACGGAAACGGAAACGGAAACACCGGUAGUGAAGGCGCUGGGGAAGCGAGCAGGAAGGAGGGUGCCAGUUUCGGGGAGUGGGACGUGAAGCCCGAGGAGAACAACAUAUCGGAGGAUGAGAUGAGCGGGCUCUUUCGCCGCAUCUCGGCGCUUCGAAAGCGAGAAGUAGAGAUCGACCGCGUGUGCGCCUACAACUGGCGCAAGGGCACCUGCUCGCACGACCUCCUCUUCCAGGCCGCCGACCCCAUCCAGCACCUCAGGUGGGUGGGGGACCACCUGGCGUUCGGCACCGACGGGGGAGGGACCUGGAUCAUCAGCCGGCAGACCGGCUUCGUGAUCAACGUUUUCGAGGGCCACUCCGGCGCCGUUACGGCGUUGUACUUCGAUGGGGAGCUGUUGGUCACCGGAGGAAGCGACAAGACAGUUCGCGUUCAGCGAAAUAGCCGAGACUGCCUGGAGAAGGAACAACUAGGAGAAUGCCUCCACGUGCUAGAAGGCCACACCCAGCGCAUCACGGGGGUGGCAAGGCUGGACGGGUCCCGCCUGGCCACCAGCUCCGCGGACGGCAGCCUCCGGGUGUGGGACGUGUCGUCGGGGGAGACGCUGCACGACGUGUUGCUGCCCUCGCCGGCCUGUUGCCUCGGCGCCGCGGGUCUGAUGGACGGGAGGGUGUUGGCGUGGGAGGCUAAGCGGCCGGAGCGCGCGCCGACGGAGAUCCUGACGCUCGACGCUCACCGCGGGGCGGUCACGACGCUCAGCUUCCCCAAGCAGGUGGUGAUGGAUGACUGGUUUGGUAGAUCUCGAUAUGUGGAUGUCCUGCUGACGGGGGGAGGGGACGGCAGAGUCAAGUACUGGGAUCUCAACCAGGGGGGGGCGGCGGAGGGGAACCGGUUCGAGGUCGGCGGGGAAAGCUACACCCACGUCUUCCGGGGCCACGCGGCACCCGUCACCGCGGUGCAAUGCGACGAGCAUCGAGUGGUGUCGGCGGCGAAGGAUGGUACGGUGUCAGUGUGGGACAUCCGCAGCGGGCAGGAACUUUUCCAGAUCUACGGUCACGCGGACGGGGUUAGCUCCCUCCAGUUCGACAGGGAGCAGCUCGUGACUGACGGCACCGGAGAGGCCUUGUACUUGCACGACUUCACGGGGAGAAGAGGAGCCCCCGCCGUGAUGGGCUCGGGCAACCCUUUCGGCGAUGACGACGACGACGACGACGACGACGACGUCGAAGAUAGUCAAAGCGGGUUUCGUAUCGGCGGGGGGGGCGGGGGACG